Molecule: messenger RNA, 1308 nt
Organism: Aspergillus lentulus
Lineage: Eukaryota; Fungi; Ascomycota; Eurotiomycetes; Eurotiales; Aspergillaceae
Product: putative nucleotide-sugar transporter
Biological process (GO): pyrimidine nucleotide-sugar transmembrane transport
Cellular component (GO): intracellular membrane-bounded organelle; Golgi membrane
Molecular function (GO): pyrimidine nucleotide-sugar transmembrane transporter activity
Source: RefSeq, a predicted model, not a curated record
AUGGCUACUCGGGCUGUGGUACCGUUUCUAGUUACGAUGAUGCUCGUGACCGGUGUCUGCAAUACAAUCCUCAAUAAGUAUCAGGAUAUGCAAUGUGUACGGAACUGCGACUCUCCAGACUCUAAAUAUCGGCAAACUUUCGAGCAGCCAGUCGUCCAGACUGUUCAGAUGUUUAUUGGAGAAAUGGGGUGUUGGCUCGUGAUAUUCGGCUCAUAUGUUUAUCAAUCGUUUAUAUAUCCGCGUCUGUCUCCCAAUUCUUCGCCUCUCCUUGCGGGCGGGUAUAAUCCCGUCCACCCUGAUGACAUAGGUGAUGAGGAGGACCAUACGAUUGACGGUCCUGAUGCAUCUAACCGUACUCCCAAGCGCACCGAUGCUGAAGGUCGGCCGUACCUCAGUGGACGUCGGAUCCUCCUUCUCGCUGCGCCGGCAUGCUGCGAUAUCGCGGGUACGACUCUGAUGAACGUGGGUCUGCUCUUCGUUGCGGCCAGCAUCUACCAAAUGACGCGUGGAGCAUUGGUCCUUUUUGUCGGGCUUUUCAGCGUUCUGUUUCUCCGACGGAAGUUGUUUCUAUACCAGUGGAUUGCACUGUUCGUGGUGGUUCUUGGUGUCGCCUUGGUAGGACUUGCCGGUGCACUCUUCGGCCAGGACCAAGGCCAUGAUAUCUCCCGGGAUGAUACGCUUGCAAUUGCCCCUCGGGCCGUGAUGGAAGCUCGGGAGAUGGUGAAGACUCCUGAAGCGCUCAAGGCUGUCAUUGGUGUGCUCUUGAUUGCAGCGGCACAGAUCUUCACGGCCUCACAGUUCGUGCUGGAGGAGUGGAUUCUCGAGAACUACGCCAUGGAUCCCCUUCAGGUCGUUGGAUGGGAAGGCAUAUUCGGUUUCUCGGUUACUGCCAUUGCUUCCAUCAUUUUGUACCUGACCGUAGGACGGACGGAAGCCGGUCGCUACGGCUAUUUUGACGCCAAAGAAGGAUGGCGUCAAGUCUUUUCUAACAAGUACAUCGCCAUGGCUAGCGUCCUGAUUAUGAUUAGCAUUGGAGGCUUCAACUUCUUCGGCCUUUCAGUCACCCGAACCGUAUCUGCCACUUCCCGCAGUACGAUCGACACCUGCCGGACACUCUUCAUCUGGCUUGUUUCGCUCGCCCUCGGCUGGGAAACAUUCAAGUGGCUGCAAGUCCUGGGCUUUGCGCUUCUCGUCUACGGAACCUUCUUGUUCAACGAUAUCAUCCGUCCCCCUCUCAAAGCAUGUCUUCCCCGUGACAGGCAGGAGAGGCAGAUUCUGCUGCCCGAGGAACCCAUUGAGCAUAUUUAG